Messenger RNA from Purpureocillium lilacinum, 1356 nucleotides. RefSeq lists its product as uncharacterized. The record is from RefSeq and is a predicted model, not a curated record. Gene Ontology annotation, cellular component: mitochondrion. Gene Ontology annotation, molecular function: acyl-CoA dehydrogenase activity; flavin adenine dinucleotide binding. Lineage: Eukaryota; Fungi; Ascomycota; Sordariomycetes; Hypocreales; Ophiocordycipitaceae.
AUGUCGUCGUCCUUCACGAGGGUCCUGCGCCCCGCGCUGCGGAGCGGGCGCGGGCUCGCGACGCGGGUUGCGAGCAGCACCAGCAGUGGUGUGGCCAGGCAGGCCCCGCGGGCGAACGUCGCCGCCGCCUGCUCCCGUACCCUCUCCACCACCUCGGCCCGCCGCAACGACUCCCCCGUCGACAUCACCGACAUCCCCCCCACGCCCAUCAGCCACCUGUCCGAGGUCGAGGCCGCCAUGGCCGAGUCCGUGUCCAAGUUCGCCUCCGAGGUGGUGCUCCCCAAGGCCCGCGACAUGGAUGAGGCCGAGGCCAUGGACCCGGCGCUCGUGGAGCAACUCUUCGAGCAGGGCCUCAUGGGCGUCGAGAUCCCCGAGGAGUACGGCGGCGCGGGCAUGAACUUCACGUCGGCCAUUAUCGGCAUCGAAGAGCUCGCCCGCGCGGACCCCUCCGUCAGCGUCAUGGUCGACGUGCACAACACGCUCUGUAACACCGCCAUCAUCAAGUAUGCCUCCCCGGCCCUCAAGAAGAAGUGGCUGCCCCGCCUCGCCACAAACACCGUCGCCUCCUUCUGCCUGUCCGAGCCCGUCUCCGGCUCCGACGCCUUCGCCCUCGCCACAAAGGCCACCGAGACCGAGUCCAGCUUCAAGAUCUCAGGCGGCAAGAUGUGGAUCACCAACUCGAUGGAGGCUGACCUCUUCAUCGUCUUCGCCAACCUCGACCCCUCCAAGGGCUACCGCGGCAUCACCGCCUUCCUCGUCGAGAAGGGCACCCCGGGCUUCUCCAUCGCCAAGAAGGAGAAGAAGCUCGGCAUCCGCGCCAGCAGCACCUGCGUUCUCAACUUUGACGACGUCGAGAUCCCCAAGGAGAACCUGCUGGGCGAGCGAGGCCAAGGCUACAAGUACGCCAUCGGCCUGCUCAACGAGGGCCGCAUCGGCAUCGCCGCCCAGAUGACGGGCCUCGCCCUCGGCGCCUUCGACAACGCCGUCCGCUACGUCUGGAACGACCGCCGCCAGUUUGGUUCCCUCGUGGGCGAGUUCCAGGGCAUGCAGCACCAGAUCGCCCAGGCCUACACUGAGAUUGCCGCCGCCCGCGCCCUCGUCUACAACGCCUCCCGCAAGAAGGAGGCCGGCGAGGACUUUGUCCGCGACGCCGCCAUGGCCAAGCUCUACGCAGCCCAGGUCGCCGGCAAGGUCAGCGGCCAGGCCGUCGAGUGGAUGGGCGGCAUGGGCUUCGUCCGUGAGGGUCUCGCCGAGAAGUUUUUCCGCGACAGCAAGAUUGGCGCCAUCUACGAGGGCACCAGCAACAUCCAGCUCAACACCAUCGCCAAGCUCCUGCAAAAGGAGUACACCAACUAA